UAAAAAGGGCUAGGGGUGCGGCUCAAGGGUGAGCACUUGCCUAGCAUGAGUGAGGCCUAUCCCCAAUGCUGGGGGGGAGGAUGUCCCACACGCUGCACACCUGUAAUUUCCCAGCACUCUGGGAGGCUGAGACAGAGGAUCACAAGUUCUAGCUCACCCUGGGUAACAGGAACCCAAUCUCAAAAAACAGAAAAAGGGCUGGGGAUGCAGUUCAGAAUGAAGGCUCUGAGUUCAAAAACCAGUACUGGGGGAAAAAAAGUCAUUACUCUGCCAAUAAACUACAGUGUGAUUAAUAACGUGGCACGGUUAUUAAGUACCAACUGUGUACCAUGCUGAGUGCUAACCUCUACUACUACAGGCUGGAUCUCAGCCCCUAUUCCAGAUGGGGAAACUGAGGUUACAAGGGAUGAAGGGCCUGGUCCAAGGUCAUGCCUGGGCAUGGCCUAGCUAGGGACCAAGUCCCAGCCGGUCAGACCACAGAAGCUGUAAGUGCUCCUGCUGGGUGAUGACUUGGGCCCAUUUCAGGGCAAACAGGCCAGGAAGACCGCCCAGGGGUUGGGAGAAGUGCUUACCGUUCCCUGGAUUGUGAUUUUAGAGCCCUUUUUCCUUUCUUCAGCGCUGCGGAUUGAACCCAGGGUCUUGCACACCCCAGGCAAAUGGUCUGACCUGUGAAACUCGGCAACGUGUGUGUGUGGGGUGGAUCCCCCCUCCUUACACCCUACUUAGCCCUAAUCCUAGCUCAUACUGGUUUGGGGCUAGCAGGGGUCUGUCUCCCAGGGAGACUAGAGUGCCCCGCCCCAGAUCCCACAGCCAGAGAGGAGCAGAGUCCUCAGAUCCCUAAGCCAGGGAGUGAUUACUGGGGGUGCUCACCCCUCCAGUGGCUGCUGGGCCCCAGGCUCCCAGGACGGUCACCCCAUGGGCAGAUGGGUAAACUGAGCCCUGCAAGCCAAGCCCCUUAAACAAGUCACUGAGCCCUCCUUGCUCAGACAGGGUAUGGAAAACGGAAGACCCCACACAUCACCAAGCCUUCUGUCCCAUUUUAUAGAUGGCCAAACUGAGGCCCAGAGAGUUUUCUCCACCGGCCCAAGGUCAGCCAGCAAGGGCAGGGACGCGGCUGUGCACUCAGCUCUUCCUCCUUGCGCGGGCAAUGCCCAGGGCCACCUUACUGCGGAGCGCAAGCCGCUACGUCCCCUUUAACGCCCCCCCUCCCUCCUCCCCUUGCAGGCAGACGCCGGGAUUGCGCCGCCGCCGCAGGGAGCUGCCCAGUCCUCCGGGCGCGGCGGGGAGCGCGGUCGGUCCGGACGCGGGGCCGCUGCGGGCGCGGGCAGGAUGGUGCGCGCUCGGGCGGCCCUCCGAGCCGGCGUGCUCUGGGCCGCGGCCUGGGGCCUCCUGCUGCUCUCGGCGCCCGCGGAGGCGCAGCGCGGCCGCAAGAAGGUGGUACAUGUGCUCGGUGAGUCUUGGUGGCCCAAGGUGCCACUGCGCUGAGGAGAGGGGCCGGGGGGAGGGCGUCGCCCGUGGCCAAGGUCGCCCAGCCCUUUCCCUCGAACCCGCCCGAGCUUCCUCCCCACAUCCCCUCUCUGGCUCCCUCACCCGCUCCAGGCCCCCUCUGAGCCCUGCUUGGUCGCCCGCAGAGGGGGAGUCGGGCUCCGUGGUGGUGCAGACCGCGCCGGGGCAGGUGGUCAGCCACCGAGGUGGCACCAUCGUCUUGCCCUGUCGCUACCACUACGAAGCGGCCGCCCACGGCCACGACGGCGUCCGCCUCAAGUGGACGAAGGUGGUGGACCCGUUGGCCUUCACCGACGUCUUCGUGGCCCUGGGGCCCCAGCACCGGGCCUUUGGCAGCUACCGCGGGCGGGCUGAGCUGCAGGACGAUGGGCCCGGGGACGCCUCGCUGGUUCUGCGAAACGUCACCCUGCAGGACUACGGGCGCUAUGAGUGUGAGGUCACCAAUGAGCUGGAAGAUGACGCUGGCAUGGUCAAGCUGGACCUGGAAGGCGUGGUCUUCCCCUACCACCCCCGUGGGGGCCGCUACAAGCUGACUUUCCUGGAGGCGCAGCGCGCAUGCGCCGAGCAGGACGGCAUCCUGGCGUCGGCGGAACAGCUGCACGCGGCCUGGCGCGACGGGCUGGACUGGUGCAACGCGGGCUGGCUGCGCGACGGCUCGGUGCAGUACCCGGUGAGCCGGCCGCGGGAGCCCUGCGGCGGCCUGGGCGGACCAGGGAGCGCGGGGCCCAGCGGCGGCGGCACGCAUGGGGGCGUCCGCAACUAUGGCUACCGUCACAACGCCGGGGAGCGCUACGACGCCUUCUGCUUCACCUCCAACCUCCCCGGUGCGUAGGCCCCGCCCCACCGGGACCCACGCCCCUACCCAGACACCCUGACUGCCACAGUCCGACGAUCCAGGGCGCAACAGGGCCCUGGCCAAGUUGGGAGGGUUCGGGGGGGGGGGCGGGGAGGGUGCAGCUCCCAGAUCCGGACGGUCCUGGGCUGACGGGGGGCUGGGGUCUUGAGCCCCGAGGGCGAAGAUCGGUCCUAACAACUUCCCCACGCCCCCCGCAGGGCGCGUGUUCUUCCUGAAGCCGCUGCGGCCGGUGCCCUUCGCGGGG
Chinchilla lanigera (long-tailed chinchilla) is the source of this 2606-nucleotide messenger RNA. It is a transcript of the gene Hapln4, whose product is annotated as hyaluronan and proteoglycan link protein 4. The coding region runs from base 1046 to 2338 and encodes 430 amino acids. The record is from RefSeq and is a predicted model, not a curated record. The transcript has 3 exons. NCBI's taxonomy places the organism in Eukaryota, Metazoa, Chordata, Mammalia, Rodentia, Chinchillidae. Gene Ontology annotation, molecular function: hyaluronic acid binding. Gene Ontology annotation, biological process: cell adhesion.